Messenger RNA from Numida meleagris (helmeted guineafowl), 6245 nucleotides. It is a transcript of the gene OIT3, whose product is annotated as oncoprotein induced transcript 3. The transcript is spliced from 9 exons. Bases 3813 to 5465 code for a protein of 550 amino acids. Gene Ontology annotation, molecular function: calcium ion binding. Lineage: Eukaryota; Metazoa; Chordata; Aves; Galliformes; Numididae. The record is from RefSeq and is a predicted model, not a curated record.
AGUCACAGUGAUGAUCACUUUGCUGCAGCUUCUUACACUGAUGUUUGUUUGCGUUUUGGCUGUCAAAUCAUUGUACUGCAUCAGUCAAGUAAAGCUGGCUAAGCUUGCCUCACCUUUCUAAACUGGUGGAGCAGUUUAUUUGAUCUAUGCUGUGUUUGAGUGUGGAAUUGUAAAUGGAAACUGCAUUCCUCUGCCACAUUGUAUGACAAUUUAGUUUUCACAUGAGGGUUAAUUUUUGUUGUAUCUAAAAUAUUUUUUCUACCUGUUCCCAUAUUGCUCUUAAAAUUGGUUUUAUUUCUGCAUUGACAUAAAAAGGGUGAGAAAUAAAAUACAGAAAUGGAAACUAAACCUGCAAAGUAUCAAAACCCUGGACUAUUGGAGAAGCUGAUGUGACGCUGUGUCCCUGUAAGGUUGUAAAAGAUGGAUUCUGCCUGUUUCUGCCUGAGUUAUAUAAUUGCAGGUUUGCUGUCUAUAUGGUAAUUGGGAGUCAUGGAAAAAACACUGCGUACUGUAGGACUUUUGGAGAAACUUUCUUAAACACCAAGUUCAACAUCAGGGGGCUCAGGAAGGGAAGGGGAGUAACUGCUCUUAUGCACUGGGAGUUGUGUACUUGUCUCAUUUUAAUAUGGCUUUUGUGCUUUAUGUCUAUUGAGUUUGCUCGUACUUCACCAAACUUGUGCUCCCUCUCUGAUCUCAACAGCCCUUCCCCUUGGGACUGUGUCCUGGGACAAAUUGUUUACAGAAACAAGAGCUAUCUCAAAGUCCUUGACAUUCCUGCGAUCCAUCUCAGCUGCCUGUCUGGGCUUAUUGUGAACAUACAUCCUCAAAUCAAUCGCAGACAAGGGUCCUGUCACGUGUGUUUGAGCUGCUCUUGCUCUUGGUGCAGGAAGUGCUGAUUAGCUCUUCCUUCUGGGCAGGCUGCAGAAGCUGCCCGUGCCCAGCAGCUCUUCUUGGCACACUUUUCAUCAAACAUUGGUGGCUGAGAAAAGGCCGGUCUCAGCAAACACUGAUGAAGCAUCUUGAUUUGUUAGUCUGUUUCAUAUAGCGUAAGACUUUCCAGCCCAGAUCGUUUUUUGAAGAGUAUGAAUUCUUUCUGUAAUGACAGUGAAGCCCCACAUUUCUGGGAGAGCUGAGAAAUGUUGCCACCUACACCAUGUGCACCAUUUAUGGCAUUAAGAAUAGACAUAGCUAAGCUUAGCAGCAAGAGUGGGAACUCCUGUCUGUUAGGUACCAAAACAAAAUCCCAGCCCUCAGUUUUGGUAUUAAUUUUCUCUUCAUAUCUUUCAGCCUCCACCGAUGACCAGUUUUAAGUAGUACUACUUUGAUCCUCAUUCUUGUUGCUGCUUGGGAAGUCAGGAUUGCUCAUCUUUGGUGGGAGGAAAUGGAGGUCAGAAAGAACAGAUUUGUCAGGUCUGCCUAGGAAGUGUAGGCCCUAGGGUGCUCCUCUGGACUUCUUUUGUCUCUUGGAGGGUCUGUUUGCAGCAGACUUUAUUUCACCCUCAGGAAUAAUUGCUCCGGUCCCCUGAGGCAGAGAUUCGCAGUGUUCUGCUCCAGUACAGAAUAGUGUUAUUUCUGGUGGAACCAGGCCUACGUAUGUCACCUGAAGUAACUUGCAUAGCAAAAAAAAAAAAAACACUGAUAGAAGAGUUGCCUCAGCUGGUGCUUCUUCUGGAAGACUCAAUCUGUCUUUCCUGUGGAUCAAAAAGAUGUUUAGAUGUAGUGUGCUUCCUUCUUCUUCAACUUUGUACUGUUUUCUUGUAUUAGGCAGCUACAGUAAUUCAGGGUAGAGUCAUCUCUGGGAAUGCUGGGGCGACUCUGGCUUUAGUUCCUUAUAGAUAACUUAAAAGAGACUGUUUAUGAGAUCGUUGAGGCUUAAAACUGCUACGAUGCAAUUUAUUUCCAUAUGUUAAUUGCUAGUCACUUACAUGUGUCAAAAUACUUCUGUGUCAAUCCUAAUAUACUACUUACAGGAUAAAAGCAGCUAGUAAUAAAAUGGUUCGGAGAGAAGUGCACGUACCUCUAACACAAACAGAAAAUUCAAUUCAAAGCUGUCAGUUUUAUUUACCCAAGAACUUAAGUAUGAAUCAACCUGUGAGUGAAAAUGACACAAUAUAACUUCCUGUGCCUCACUGUAUUAUUCUGUGUUCAAUUUUAGUUUCUCUUCUGGGAAUUCACAUAAUCACCUUCUGAGGGUUAUCUGCCAUACUAGCUUUGCAUAGUGAAUUUUUUCUCCUUUCCUGUGUUUGAAAAAACUUUCCUGGUGCUGUAGGCUGUCAGUGUGAUACAACCACAAAUAUUUUUGGUGUUGGUGGUGGGAGCAACAACAGUCAUUUAUAAAGCAGCUUUUGUUGUUCGCUGGAGUCAUUCGCUACUGAGAAAGACCCCAGUGCUGGGGUGUAAGGUAUAUUGCACUAUACUGCCAAGGGAAACACAGAGAGAAACCAUUGAGAAGGUUUUAUAGCGUACAGUGCAGGUGGCCUGUCUCCACAAAGUAGUCAAAUACUUGACUCCGUGUCUCAUGCAAAUUCAAGAUGAAAAGAACAAAGCCAUUUUUUUCCCUCUGGGAUUUGAAGCAAGCGCAUCUGUCUUGAUGUUCUCCCUUGCACCAGCCCACUGCAGAAAUGUGGGGUGUAAGAGAAGUGGGAAAACUGCUUGACUGUGCAAUUGCUGUAGGCUUAGCUUUACUCCUGUGGAUGGAGAGCUUGCAGAUGAUUUCCUGGGGGAAACCGUACAACCCGUUUGUAAACAGGGAGAGACCUGUGUAUGUAUGGAUGUAUGUAUGUACAUAUAUGUUUAAAAGCUCUGCUUUGUCUGUUCUCUGUAAUAGGAGUUACAUCUUAGUGGAAUUAGAAGGAUCCCUUUGUGUUCCUUCACUCUGUUCUUUGCAUAUCUUGUUGACAAUCAUGGUGCUUGGUUUGCUUUGGUAGAAAGAGGUUUCAGUAAGCUGAGGACUAGCACAGUCAUCUCAUCUACAGACAGCAUGAAGUUGUGACCUGUAACUUAGCCUAGCUGCCUUUCAACACGUAAGGCAGAGGUCCUCAAUUGCUCAGUCUCAUGUUGAAGUUAAUUCAGUACUGUUUGGUUUCUUGCUUUUAUUACUGAGACAGAAAACUUAAGAUUACUACAGAAAGAUGUCUUAGUCUUGCUUGAUAAUCUUGCUGCAGUGAUUGGGUUACGUAAUCAGAAGUGGAAAGGGUCUUUGCCUAGCAUAGGAACAGCUUACUUCCCUGUGAGACACCAUUCCAUCACAAUGAGUGAUGUUCCUAUUGUAGCCUAAGUCCCAGAACUCAUUUGCAGUCUCUGCUCAGGAUGUUCAGUUCUCCUCCUUUUGAUCACUAUUUCCUGUAGUUAAAGCUCUUUAGCUAGCAUUUUGUCACUGAGGGGGAGCUAUGAAGUUGUAUGACUUGGGGAAGGAGCAGAGAUAACAACAAGCACCCAUCUGUUCUUCUUUUCCAUCCCUUUGGGAUGUCCGGGUGUCCCCUGGUUAGAAUUCUUCUCCAGAUAAGAUAGUGGAGGUGUCACUGUGGGGCAGUCAGGCAAGAAAACAAUAGUGAAUUGAGUCCAAAACAUGAGAUCGAUCAGUAAGUUGACAGUAAGGAGCAGAGCUGCUCCUUGAAGGUCAAGGCUGGAGCUGUAUCCCACAUCCCUUCAGCUUCUUCCUCUGAUAAACUUCCAGGACAGCUAUCGUAGUUGCUUUUCAGAGGGUUUGGGGUCAGAAGCUCUGCGGAGGGAAGGCAGCGCAGAGACGUUGUGUGUGCAAGGUCUUUCAAGGCUCUGUUACUUGACUGUUAACUGUUCCUUGGUUGAGUGGGAUGUUCCAGUACUUGUUUUUCUGUUUCUGCUUCGUUGUCCAGCUGCAGCCAUUGUCUUCAAUGGCCCUGGACCCCUGCUCUGCCUACAUCAGCCUGAAUGAGCCCUGGAGGAACACCGAUCAUCAGAUAAAUGGCUCCCAUGGCCAGCCCACGUGCGAUAACCAGAUCAAUGGGGAGUGGUACCGCUUCACCGGCAUGGCUGGCGACGCUAUGCCUACCUUCUGCAUCCCUGAGAACCACUGUGGGACGCAUGCUCCCAUCUGGCUGAACGGCAGCCACCCCCGGGAGUCGGAUGGCAUCGUCUCACGUCAGGCCUGUGCCAGCUUCAAUGGGAACUGCUGCCUUUGGAAUACCACAAUUGACGUCAAGGCGUGUCCGGGCGGGUACUAUGUCUAUCAUUUAACAAAGCCCAGCGUCUGUUUCCAUGCAUACUGUGGGCAUUUUUAUGACAUCUGUGACGUGGUGGAUUGCCAGGGCUCCUGCCUGGACACCAAUGACUGCACGUGUUCCCUGGGGACUACACUUGGACCUGAUGGACAGACGUGUCUUGAUGAAAAUGAAUGUGAGCAGGACAAUGGAGGCUGCAGUGAAUUUUGUGUUAACCUGAAGAACUCUUUCCGCUGUGAGUGUGGGAUUGGACGCACCCUGGGAAGCGACGGGAAAACCUGUGAAGAAAUUGAAGGCUGUCACAAUAACAAUGGAGGCUGCAGCCACACGUGUAUUGAAGUGGAAGACACAUACCAGUGUGAAUGCCCGAGGGGACUUGUUCUGUCCGAAGACAACCACACCUGCCAAGUUCCAGUGCUCUGCAAGUCCAGCUCUAUUGAGGUGAGCAUCCCAAAGGAUCUGGUUGGAGGCUUGGACCUUUCCCUCAUCAACACUUCCUGCAAAGGAGUAUCCAAUGGCACUCACGUCAACAUCCAUUUCUCCUUGAAGUCCUGUGGCACUGUUGUAGACGUCAUAAAUGACAAAAUCAUUGCCACCAAUCUGGUAACUGGCUUGCCAAAACAGACUCCAGGCAGCAAUGGGGACAUCAUCGUCCGCACCAGCAAGCUGCUGAUCCCAGUGACCUGUGAGUUCCCACGCCGGUACACAAUCUCUGAAGGUUAUGUGCCCAAUCUCAAGAACUCACCCUUGGAAAUAAUGAGUCGCAACCGGGGCAUCUUCCCCUUCACCCUUGAGAUCUUCAAAGAUAAAGACUUUGAUGAACCCUACAGGGGUGCUCCUCCCACCCUCAAGCUUCGGGACUCUCUGUACUUCGGGAUUGAGCCCUUGGUCCAUGUCAGUGGACUGGAGACACUAGUUGAGAGCUGCUUUGCCACUCCCACCUCCAAAAUCGAUGAGAUCCUAAAGUACUACCUGAUUCAAGAUGGCUGUGUUUCUGAUGAUUCGGUGAAACAGUACACAUCAAAAGACCAUCUUACCAAGCAUUUCCAGGUUCCUGUGUUCAAGUUUGUGGGCAAAGACAACAAGGAAGUGUUCUUGCACUGCCGCAUCCUUGUGUGCGGGGCGCUGGAUGAGAGCUCCCGCUGCGCCCAGGGCUGCCGGCGAAGGGUGCGCAGGUCAGCUGGGACGGAGGAGCAGGACAAGUCUGGGAGCUUGGCAAACCACCUCCUGACAGGCGGCCCCAUCAGAAUUGACUUCGAUGACUGACACCCAACCCCUGGAACAGCAUCUCUGCCUGUGACCAUUCUUAGCGGUGCCUUCUUUCCUGGUUGUUUGAGAAAUGAGAGGUGUUUGGCAAAGUCCCUCCUGAGCCUCAGGCCUUGUUCCCUAGCCAUGUGAUGGCUGGUUGUGAAGUACGCUUGGCACUUGAAGCAGCAAGCUGAGUGCAAGCCAGACAGCAGAGUGGUUUGGUUUUAGCUCCGUUCUGUUGGGUUAAAGGACCCUGCUGCUUUGCAGGCUUGAACCGUUACCCAACUUUGCCUUUGCCUUUCCCUAUGCCCACCCACAGGCUCCACAGGACUGUUCGUCUUGAGCUCAACAUACUAUUCAAGCCCUUCUUUCAUCAGACAAUAAAAACGGUAUUGUAGCUGAACAUGUUGCUAUGCAGUUCUGUGAAUGAUGCUGAAGCUUUCGGGUGUCCUGCGAUUUUAGAUGACCUUUAAUAAAAACACGUAUAAAAAUAUAUAUCCCAAAAUGUGCAACUUCCUUGGCACUACUGAACAGUUGUCGUUACAGGCAGCUGAAACUAGGUCUAUCACAGGCACAUUUGAAGGUUAUUUUAAAAUAGUCAUAGGUAUUUAAUAACAUUUUUUAAUUGUCUUUUGAUAAUUGCAUGCGGUUUAACAGUGUUCCUUGUAUUUAGCAUAUCACUGUUCUUUCUUUCUCUUCUCUCUCCAUCCCCUCCAACAACGUGAUGCCUAUUGUAAGUGCUAUGGCACUGUGGUUUGAAGAAAAAGAUCAUUAAAAGUCUAUACAUGCCCACCCCAA